AUGUUCACCAACAUGAUGUUUGCCGUUCUUGCUCUUGCAGGUGUAUCGACCGCCCAAUCGCUGCCCACAAAUUGCGAUAGGAACUAUACCAUUCACCUCGGCGAUACUUGCAACAUCAUCUCUGCUAACCUCAAUGUUUCCACCUACCAGCUUUCUGCCGUCAAUACUGGCAUUAUAAACACCAACUGUAGCAACUUAGCGGAGGGCGAGACGAUUUGUUUGGGCCUCACUGGUCAAGAUUGCAACACCACGCUUGUCGUACAAUCUGGAGAUACAUGCAGCACUAUUUCUACGAGCGUUGGAAUUCCUAUCAGCACCCUUCUCACCAACAACCCGAAUGUAAACCCGAUUUGCAACAACAUUUACCCGGGAGAGGUCUUGUGCACGGCUAGUCAGAUUUACGUGAAUCUAACCAACUCGCAGUAG
This is a messenger RNA of Serpula lacrymans var. lacrymans S7.9, 426 nucleotides long. RefSeq lists its product as uncharacterized. The record is from RefSeq and is a predicted model, not a curated record. Bases 1 to 426 code for a protein of 141 amino acids. NCBI's taxonomy places the organism in Eukaryota, Fungi, Basidiomycota, Agaricomycetes, Boletales, Serpulaceae. The transcript is spliced from 5 exons.